AUGCCCGACUUCGUCCAGCCCAAUGUCAGUCGACGCCGCAUCCUGGGUGGUAUCACAGCUGCUAUGCCAGCUGGUUCUCUUGCUGGCUCCCUCGUAUCGUCCUUCAUUGCCGACAAGUACUCCCGCAAAAUCGCCCUCCAGUUCUCCUGCCUGUUGUGGACCUUGGGUGCUAUCCUACAAUGCGCGUCCGUCAACGUUGGUAUGCUCUGCGCGGGCCGUGUCAUCGCCGGAAUGUGUGUCGGAAUCGCAUCUUCCAUCGUCCCCGUCUACCAGUCCGAGAUCGCGCCCAAGGAGAUUCGCGGCCGUGUUGUCUCGCUCCAGCAGUGGGCUAUUACCUGGGGUAUUCUGAUCCAGUACUUCAUUCAGUACGGCGCUGCCGAGGGCAUCGAUGGCGGGCCCACCGACGAGAACCAGUCUACCGCCGCCUUCCGAAUCCCGUGGGGUGUCCAGAUCGUUCCCGCCGUCGUCUUGUUCUUCGGACUCUUCUUCUGCCCCUACAGCCCCCGUUGGCUCGCCGCACACGACCGCUGGGAUGAGGCGAUCAAGGUUUUGGCCUCCCUCCACGGUGGCGGCGACGUGAACCACCCGAAGGUUCUUGCCCAGUAUCAAGAAAUCGAGGAGGCUCUCCGAUUCGAGCGCGAAGAGAAGAUCAACAGCUUCAAGGCUCUCAUCGCGCCCCGCAUGUACAAGCGUGUGCUCUUGGGUAUGAGCAUUCAGAUGUGGUCUCAGUUGAGUGGCAUGAACAUCAUGAUGUUCUAUAUCAUGCAAGGGGCCGGAUUAGGUAAUCCUCUCAUGACGGCCUCAAUCCAGUACAUCAUCAACGUCGUCCUCACCCUACCGGCCAUCCUCUUCAUGGACAGGAUCGGACGUCGCCCGCUACUUGUUGGUGGAGCCUUCAUGAUGAUGACCUGGCUCUUCAUCUCUGGCGCCCUUCAACAGUACUAUGGCGAGGCAAACGUUGGCGACCUCGUCACCAAAGAGAACGAGUCCGUAUCCUGGAUCAUCAACGGCAACAAUUCCGUCUCCGCCGCCGUCGUUUCCUGCUCUUACCUCUUCGUUGCGACGUUUGCCACAACCUGGGGCCCCGUCUCGUGGACGUACCCCGCCGAGAUCUUCCCGAGCAAGAUUCGUGCCAAGGCCGUCUCUCUGGCCACCUCGACCAACUGGUUCUGGAACAUGGUCCUCGCCUUCGCCGUUCCCCCUCUCCUUUGGAACAUUAACUACAAGAUGUACUACAUCUUCGCCACCUUCAACGCCUGCGCCUUCCUCCACACCGCCUUCUUCGCCCCCGAGACCAAGGGCUUCACCCUCGAGGAGAUGGACGACGUCUUCAACUCCGGCCUCCCCGCGUGGAAGACCCACCAGAAGAAGUCCCGUCUCGACGAGCUCGAGAACGAGAUCGCCACCGGAAACCUCAAGGUCGGCCGCCCCGUCGCCGUCACCGAUGAGGAGGCCGUUCACGAGCCCAAGAAGGAGACCAGCGCUAUCUAA
This is a messenger RNA of Colletotrichum karsti, 1491 nucleotides long. RefSeq names its product MFS glucose. The transcript has 4 exons. Gene Ontology annotation, molecular function: carbohydrate:proton symporter activity. Gene Ontology annotation, cellular component: membrane. NCBI's taxonomy places the organism in Eukaryota, Fungi, Ascomycota, Sordariomycetes, Glomerellales, Glomerellaceae. Bases 1 to 1491 code for a protein of 496 amino acids. The record is from RefSeq and is a predicted model, not a curated record. Gene Ontology annotation, biological process: transmembrane transport; carbohydrate transport.